Raphanus sativus (radish) is the source of this 1709-nucleotide messenger RNA. RefSeq names its product cytochrome P450 76C2. Bases 71 to 1585 code for a protein of 504 amino acids. The transcript is spliced from 3 exons. Gene Ontology annotation, molecular function: oxidoreductase activity, acting on paired donors, with incorporation or reduction of molecular oxygen; iron ion binding; monooxygenase activity. The record is from RefSeq and is a predicted model, not a curated record. NCBI's taxonomy places the organism in Eukaryota, Viridiplantae, Streptophyta, Magnoliopsida, Brassicales, Brassicaceae.
AUAUAUAAUUAAAUGGUUAGAAUUGCAUGAUGUUUCAUUUCAAGAAAUACCAUUUGAGAAAGAAAAAAAGAUGGAGUUCAUCUUAGGACAAGCUCUACUCCUCCUUUGCUUUAUCAUAUCAUGUUUUCUUAUCAUCAGUACCACAAGAUCAAGAAGGAAAACUUUUGGGGCAGCGGCUAUGCCUCCUGGACCUCCACGGCUACCUAUCAUUGGAAACAUUCACCUUGUUGGUAAAAACCCACACCAUUCAUUUGCCAAUCUCUCAAAAACUUAUGGACCAAUCAUGAGUCUUAAGUUUGGAAGCUUAAACACAGUAAUCAUAACUUCACCAGAAGCUGCAAGAGAAGUUUUAAGAACACAUGACCAAGUUUUGUCUUGGCGCAGCUCCACUAACACGAUACGGUCCAUCAAUCACCAUGAGUUUUCCUUUGUCUGGCUCCCUCCAUCGUCGGCUCGUUGGAGGCUACUGAGGAAACUGUCGGUGACUCUACUGUUCUCUCCGCAGCGUAUCGAAGCUACGAAAGCCUUGAGGGUGAACAAAGUGAAGGAACUUGUGAGCUUCCUGAAUGAAAGCAGCGAGAGAGAUGAACCUGUUGAUAUUUCUCGUGCUUCAUUCAUCACAGCUCUUAAUAUCAUAUCCAACAUUCUGUUUUCUGUCGAUCUUGGUAGCUACGACUUGAAGAAUUCCAAUGAGUUUCAGGAUGCGGUGAUUGGUGUCAUGGAAGCUAUCGGAAACCCAGACGCUGCUAAUUACUUUCCAUUUCUGGGGUUUCUUGAUAUGCAAGGUAAUAGGAAGGCCAUGAAGGAUUCCUCAGAAAAGUUGUUUAGGGUUUUCCGUGGGUUCAUCGAUGCAAAAAUAGCAAAAAGAUCCGAUAAAAAUGCUCCGAGCCACGAUUUCGUGGAUGCGCUUCUUGAGCUCACAAAAGAAGAUGAAGUAGAGCUAAACACUAAUGAUUUUGUACACCUUCUCUUGGACCUCUUUGGAGCGGGCACGGACACAAACUCUAGUACUGUUGAAUGGGGAAUGGCAGAGUUACUUCGAAACCCUAAAACAAUGGCAAAAGUUCAGGCUGAGAUCGAUCGUGUGAUUGGUCAAAAAGGGUUUGUUGAAGAGUCUGACAUCUCAGAACUACCGUAUUUACAAGCAGUUGUGAAGGAAGUUUUUCGGUUACAUCCAGCUGCUCCGUUACUCGUCCCACGGAAAGCAGAAUCAGAUGUGGAGGUUCUAGGGUUCAUGGUGCCUAAAGACACUCAAGUUUUGGUGAACGUGUGGGCCAUAGGACGAGAUCCGAGUGUGUGGGAGAAUCCAACCAGGUUUGAGCCGGAAAGGUUUUUAGGUAAAGAGACUGAUGUGAGAGGUAGAGAUUAUGAGCUGACACCUUUUGGAGCUGGAAGAAGAAUUUGUCCUGGAUUGCCUUUGGCUGUGAAGAUUGUGCCUCUCAUGCUUGCUUCGCUUCUCUAUUCUUUUGAAUGGAAGCUUCCAAACGGCAUCAAUCCUGAAGACUUGGACAUGGACGAGACCUUUGGUCUCACAUUGCAUAAGACCAACUCGUUACAUGCCGUUCCCGUCAAGAAACGCCAUUAAUUAGCCGUUGUAGUAUAUAUUUCUUUUACAUAUACUAACUACGAAUACAGUUCCACGAACCGAAUAAGUUUGACCUUAUGUGUUACAUGUCAAGGAAUAUCAGUGAAUUUUAUUUUUGGAAUGA